This is a messenger RNA of Bufo gargarizans (Asiatic toad), 418 nucleotides long. Its product is annotated as galectin-4-like. The record is from RefSeq and is a predicted model, not a curated record. NCBI's taxonomy places the organism in Eukaryota, Metazoa, Chordata, Amphibia, Anura, Bufonidae. Bases 2 to 418 code for a protein of 138 amino acids. The transcript has 4 exons. Gene Ontology annotation, molecular function: carbohydrate binding.
CAUGACUGUGUACAACCCGGUAAUGCCCUUUCAAGCUGUUUUUCAGAAGCACUUUGGCAGAGAUGGAAAGAUCAUUAUCAUGGGAAAUAUCGCUUAUGGGGCAGACAACUUCAACGUGAAUCUCCUAAACAGCAGAACAAGGAAUAUUCACCUUCACAUCAACCCUCGUUUCCGAGAAGGAGCAAUAGUAAGAAAUACUAAGACCAUUGGCAAUUGGGGUCCUGAGGAGAGACAGAUGUCCUACAUGCCAUUCUAUCCUGGGCAAAGCUUUCAGCUGGAAAUAAGGAACGAGGGAGGAGCUUUCGGGAUCUAUUCUAGUGGAACAAAACUAUUCAACUAUGUCCACCGCCUUCCUUUCAACCAAAUUGACAUGAUCGAAGUUGGAGGAAAUGUCAACUUGACUUUUGUCCAAUACUAA